AUGCGUCCAAUCUUAUUAAAAGGUCAUUCGCGGUCUUUGACCAUGAUUAAAUACAAUCGGGAAGGUGAUCUUCUCUUUUCUUGUGCAAAGGAUCAUACACCGAAUCUCUGGUACAGUGAUACAGGGGAACGUCUUGGCACUUAUGUAGGUCAUUCGGGAGCUGUCUGGGCCUGUGACGUGAGUUAUCACUCGGAAAAACUAUUAACAGCUGCAGCUGAUGCAAGUGUCAAGCUUUGGGAUGUCCAAACAGGCGACGAGCUCUUUUCAUUUCCUCAUACGGGCCCAGCCCGUAGUGUGAACUUUAGUACGGGUGACAAACAGUUUGUGUCUGUAGCUGACAAGUUUUCAGACCGACCGGCAGCUGUCUUUGUCUACGAGCUAGCAGACAAUAUCGCCAAUCAAAGUGCAGAACCUAUCCUGACCAUUACGAACCAUGGCCAUGAUGGUCGUAUCACUGGUGCCUACUGGAUGCCACUUAACAAGGCCAUUUUAACGACAGGUGGAGACGGAAGCAUGAAAUUGUUUGAUCCAACGACGGGAGAAUUGAUUUCUAGUCAUGAUAUUCAUACGGGAGAGAUCACGAAUGUGGCAUUUAACAAGUCCAAGACAUUGGCGAUUACGUCGUCCAAGGACAAUACGGCCAAACUAUUGGACGUUGAGACUUUGAAGGUGCUUAAGGUCUACGAAACGGACCGUCCUGUGAAUUCAGCAGCCAUUUCCCCCAUUAAGGAACAUGUUGUGCUUGGUGGUGGACAGGAAGCCAUGAGUGUGACUACAACAUCGGGUCGUGUCGGCAAGUUUGAGGCACGUUUCUUCCACAUGGUUUUUCAGGAAGAAUUUGGACGUGUUAAAGGACAUUUUGGACCGAUCAAUACGAUUGCUUUCCAUCCAAAUGGAAAGAGUUAUGCGUCUGGAGCAGAGGACGGAUAUGUGCGACUCCACCACUUUGAUAACGACUACCUCAAGCUCGAUGCCAACAAGUAA
Peronospora farinosa is the source of this 984-nucleotide messenger RNA. NCBI's taxonomy places the organism in Eukaryota, Oomycota, Peronosporomycetes, Peronosporales, Peronosporaceae. The record is from the annotation of a GenBank genome assembly.